Messenger RNA from Acanthochromis polyacanthus (spiny chromis), 3472 nucleotides. Its product is annotated as dehydrogenase/reductase SDR family member 13-like. The record is from RefSeq and is a predicted model, not a curated record. Lineage: Eukaryota; Metazoa; Chordata; Actinopteri; Pomacentridae. The coding region runs from base 277 to 1383 and encodes 368 amino acids. The transcript is spliced from 6 exons.
AUCUGCUGGUUCAGUGGCGCUAAAGCGAGGAGCUCUACCGGAAGGUGCUUGAGGCGGUCGGAGCUGCUCCGAGGCAAAUUGUAAUGAAUUACGAUACACUGUGUGCUUUGACUUUUUUGUUCAAAUAAUGUCAGUACGUACAGUCAUGAUAAAGAAACAAUCAAAGCACGCUACUUUCGCUCAUAGAGAGUUUAUUUUGCAAGUCUUGACGGGACCGAUGCAGUAAUUGUAGCAUACUUGACUGUCCCGGUUAGUCCGGUGCUCUAAACAGGGAACAUGUCGGUGCUGCUGGUGCUCGUAGCAGGAGCUGUUUCCUUCUAUGUCAUAGUCUACUACGGUGUGUUCAGAGGAGCGAAAUGCUUGAGUUCUGUAAAGCUGAAAGGGAAGACUGCCAUUGUCACAGGUAGCAACACUGGCAUCGGCAAGGCUACGGCCCUGGAUCUGGCAAAGAGAGGAGCCAGGGUGAUCCUGGCCUGCCGCAACAAGGAGAGAGCCGAGGCUGCUGCUUUUGAUAUCCGCAGAGAGAGUGGGAACAGCCAGGUGGUGUUCAUGCAGCUGGAUCUGGCAAGCCUGAAGUCUGUUCGCAGUUUUGCUGAAACAUUCCUGAAGACUGAACCCAGACUGGACAUCCUCAUCAACAAUGCAGGUGUGAUGGGUCCAGGGCGUACCGAGGAAGGCUUCGGCCUGGCCUUUGGGGUAAAUCACUUGGGCCACUUCCUGCUCACCAACCUCCUCCUGGAGCGGCUGCAGCAGUGUGGUCCCAGUCGAGUGGUCACAGUGACUGGACUCCUGUACCGCUUUGGAAACAUUGACUUUCCUCUCCUGGCUUCCAAAAAGGACUUAGUGCCAGGUCAGCUUACCUGGCACAACUUUCAGGCCUACUGUCACAGUAAACUGUGUAACGUGCUCUUCACCAGGGAGCUGGCCAACAGGCUGCAGGGCACCAAAGUCUCCUGCUACACCCUACACCCAGGAGUAAUCUACACAGACCUGUGUCGAAAUUUGAGUCUAUGGCUGCAGCUCCUUAUGAUGCCCUUUGCCGAGCUCUUCUUUCUGGACCCUGAAGGAGGGGCCCAGACCACUCUACACUGUGCCCUGCAGGAGGGCAUCGAGCCUCUCAGUGGGCGCUACUUCUCGAACUGUGUGCUCCAACAAGUGGGAGCCAAGGGACGAGAUGAUGCCUUGGCAAAGAAGCUGUGGGAAGGGUCGCCACGUGGAAUCAAUUGCCUCCAUCUAACCCUGUCUUCUGCAUCCUCUUCUCUCACACCAACUACCUUCAUGUCCUCUUUAACCACAUCCAUAAACCUCCUCUUUGGUCUUCCUCUAGGCCUCCUGCCUGGCAAUGGGAAAAAUGAUAAUCUUCUGGGUGAAAAUUUAAAAUAACCUAAAGAUCUGAUUGUAAAACUUUGAGUCUAAGCCUGAUAUUUCCUAUGUGCAUUUUACAUUUAUUUCUUUCUCCUUUUCCUAUCUCUGUGUUACCAAUUUCCAAAUCUUCUUCACUACAGGAAGCAACAGUAACAGCCUCUGUACAGCAACCAACAGGCUGAAAAUGGCAAAGUUUGUUAAGGAUUUGGAUUGUGCAGUAGGACAAGCCUGUGAUUGUUUUGGUUAAUCAGCCACCAAAACAGUUCCCCUGACCCCAGAUUGCAGGAGCACUGUUGCUGCAUUCUGGGCUUUACACUGCCCAAGAUGAUAAUGAUGAGUUUAAAGAAAUACAAACAAUCCAGAGCAUUUGUCCCCCUCUGGUAAAAUGAUAUUGAGGUGCACUCGGUCUGUUCUCAUGCAUUGACACAGUGCUGUGGAGACAGGUCUGUAUAUGGAACUACAAACAAACUUUAGCAGAAAACUUUGUUGAAAACAGAUUUAAUUAAAAGGGCACUUUUCAGCUUGUAUCCUUCAGUGUUGAUUGGCCCUUACAUGUGAUGUGUAACCAGUCAGAUAGUGCUGUGGGCAUCGCUUUGCUUGAGAUCACACACUAGAGACAGAUAGAGAGCAGCUUCUCUUUUAAAAGUAGCACAUUUUUAAAUUCCACUCUUUAUUAGGAACUGGUUAAAAGGAAGGCCAAACAGGAGGUUUAUGGAUGUAGUGAAAGAGGAGAUGAAGAUAGUCAGUGUUAGAGAAGGGAAUGCGGAGGAUAUGGUUAGAUGUAAGCAGAUGAUUCGCUGUGGAGACCACUGAAGGGAAAAGCUGAAAGGAAAAGAAGAUGAUUAGGAAUUGGUUUAAAAAAAUAAUGAUAAUGGCAAAUACCAUAUCCAGUAAGUAGCCAGGCUAAUAAUUGGUCAGCUGCUACUUUCAAUAACAGAAGACAAACUAUUUUCUUUAGCUUCCUUGCCAUAUAUUUGUGCUGACUUUAUCAAAUGGCAGACUUCCACAGAGAGAUUUCACGAUUGUGCUUCUGGUUGAACCACAUUUUCUAAAUGCACUUUAUGAGGAAAUGUUCUUCAAACCUUCCUACUGUCAAUUACAAAUUCCAGCUUGGCCUGAUUUAAUCUGCUGCUACCAGUGUUAGUCCAGGGAAAGAAAAUGCAAAAUAGUUUUAGAUUAGCCCUGCUGGUGAAGUCAUUCCAGAGCCCUGUGGAAAUGAGGUGUAGUGCUCUUUCCUCAGUCAUUGUUGCUUGAUACCCACUGAUGAGACAAAACAUUGGGGCCACCUACCUAAUAUGCUGCAGUUACACUCAGUGUGGCAGCUCUGAUUUGCCAAGGCCGGACUUCUGAAGGUGACCUGUGGUAUCUGGUACCAAGUUAGCGGCAGAUUCUUUAAGUCCUUGAAGUUAUUGUUUGCUCUUACUCAGUCAUUUUGCCAUAACUGCUUGGCCCUCUUUGACCCUUGUCAAAGUAGCUCAUUGCUAGUUCUUGCACCGACUGUCCAAGGCACCAACGGUGCCGAAGGACUAGUUGCCCAUUUCUCUCACAACCAAGACUGUAAGAAUGAAGUGUUCACUUCCUGUCUGAUACGUCCCACACUUAUGCACUGAGUUCAUUAGAUAACCAACAUUUUUCGCUUUAUCUGAGUGAUCAGAAUGAUUUCACCUAUUGGCGUAUUUGUUGAAGGGCAUAUUUUUGGUAGUGAAAUUCACCAAAGUAGGGCAUUGAAAUUCAUCCUCUCAUUUUUCAUGUCUUAUGUCAUGUUUCUUCUAUGGAAAUGUUUACCCCACAGUGUUGUUUGUCCUUAGAAAUUAGGGCUGUAGUCGUGUGUGUAUUUGUCCCAAACCAGCUAGUACAUUAUAUUGACUUCAAGAGGAGUUUAGAUUCUUAACUUUCAGUUUUCAAAAUAUAUUAUUUUAAGCACUGUACCAAAAAGAACUGUGACUCCUUGAUGUACAUGGUGGACCAUGAAUUUUGUGUACCUUUAGACCACCACUGUAAAGUGUCCUUAAUGAGCUUCUCUGUGGUUGGAGAUGUUCCUAAUAACUGAGAAAUGUUAAUUGUGUUGAACCUUUGCUAAUAAAGUUUGGCCACUCUGGAAUCAUUA